Molecule: messenger RNA, 2617 nt
Organism: Xiphophorus couchianus (Monterrey platyfish)
Lineage: Eukaryota; Metazoa; Chordata; Actinopteri; Cyprinodontiformes; Poeciliidae
Gene: anp32a
Product: acidic (leucine-rich) nuclear phosphoprotein 32 family, member A
Exons: 7
Coding region: 555-1358 (267 amino acids)
Biological process (GO): regulation of apoptotic process
Cellular component (GO): nucleus
Molecular function (GO): histone binding
Source: RefSeq, a predicted model, not a curated record
UGGCCUCGCAUCUCCCCCUGCGAUGUUUUCACGCUGCCUAAUGGAGAAUAUUUCGCGUGAUGUCUUGGCGUGGGGAGGGGGAUACAAAGUUUCCUCCAAGUUAAAAGAUGAUGGAGACGCGGGGGUCACAUUGUUGCUUUUGGCUUCGUGUUUACUCUCGACAGGUCCUCUGCUUCCAACUUUCUGCGCCGCUCCAACAUUUCCAGGACGCAGCACAGUUUUUAUAAACACGGCAAGCAACGAGGAGCCAUAUUUGUAACUUUUCGUCUGCGAAACCCCGUUUCCUCUCCAAUACCCAACGCUGUUCUCAUUUGCUGACUGUUUUAUGGGCUAUCUGCGGGUCUCGCCGGUAAACUCGUCCACCUAAUAUUUUAAGUCGUGCACUUGGCGGGUUGCGGAUGCGCAUACUGGAAGUCAUGAAAUGAUCAAACGAUGCAUACAGAUCAUAACCUGUAGAAACCGUACCUGAAGCCGUCCAGGUGAAAUGGGUUAUUUCGGCAUGGAGUGCAUUGAAACGUUAAGCAGCUUGUAAUGGGGGAGGCUGCACGGUUUGCAUGCAGCCUCCCCCAAAGCCUCCACGGUUCGUACAGAUGGCCGGAAUAACACGCUUUCGGUACGGACCGUCAACAACCGCUCAGGCUGGGCGAACACAAGUCAAAGAGCUUGUGCUGGACAACUGUCGCUCAAACGAAGGCAAGAUCGAGGGUCUAACGGAUGAGUUUGAGGAGCUGGAAUUCCUAAGCACAAUCAAUGUCGGUCUGACAACAGUUGCUCACCUGCCGAAGCUAAAGAAACUCAAAAAGCUUGAACUCAGCGACAACCGGAUCUCAGGAGGGUUAGAAGUUCUGGCGGAUAAAUGUCCGAACCUCACGCAUCUGAAUCUCAGCGGGAACAAGAUAAAAGAUCUUAGCACAAUAGAACCGUUGAAAGAAUUGGGGUCCCUGAAAAGCCUCGAUCUGUUCAACUGUGAAGUAACAAAUCUGAACGAGUACAGAGACAACGUGUUCAAGCUCUUACCACAGCUCACGUACCUAGACGGCUACGACAAAGAAGACAAAGAGGCCCCCGACUCCGAUGCCGAGGUCUACGCCGAGGGCUUAGAUGAUGAAGACGAAGAUGAAGACGAUGAGGAAGAGUACGAUGAGGAUGCCCCACCUGGCGACGAGGAAGACGAAGAAGGAGAGGAUGAUGAAGAGGAAAAUGAAGAAGAGGAGGAAGAGGACCUGAGUGGGGAGGAGGAAGAAGAGGAAGACUUGAAUGACAGAGAGGUUGAUGAUGAAGAUGAAGAAGAAGAAGAGCGAGGUCAAAAGAGAAAACGGAGCCUGGAUGAAGAAGGGGAGGAAGACGAAGACGACUGAGAGUCCUGCGUAAGCCUAGUUGUGAACUGUUUUAAACUUGUUUCUCCCGGUCACUUCCCUACAAACCCAAAUACCCCCCUGCCCCUCCUCCCAGUUUCAUAUUGCAGUAGGAGUGUUUCUUUUGUUGAUUUUGUUUUUUAUUAUUAUUGGCCAGUCAGGUUGAUGGGACGGCUUCCUGCACCUCUAAUAAUCCCAUGUUCCAGUCUCAACAGUCCACUUUUACCUGCUUUGUGGACACCUGUUUUAUAAAAUUAAACAAUAGCAGAGAUUAAAAAAAAAAUCUUUUUUGAAAAGAAAAUCGUUUUGUUUUCUCACUGUUUAUGUAAGACAAGUUUCAGAUAACUUAUGCAUUUUAAAAGGCUUCCCCUUCGAAAACAAUAAUAAUAAUAAUAAAAAAAGAGUGCAUGUCUUAUACAUUUUAAAGUCAACUACUGGAUUUCAUGUAUGGCUGUCAUUUCCUUGUCUUAAAUGUAUUGUUUUGCAUCAUACUUUUGUUUUCUUUUAUGAUGCAAGUUAUGUAUUUGUAGUGUCACCGGUAAGCCAAUACUCUCUGCUGUCCUGGUGUGAACCUUUGUGUCUGAACGUGCACAGUGUGACCCUGGCAGGGCUUUUUUUAAAAGGAAAAAAAAAAACAAAAAAAAACAGCAAAUUAUGGCACCAACAUGUCUGCCUUUGUCAAAGCCGCUCCUCCUCCUGAAACCCUCAGCUUUGAUAGUUCGGAAAUUACGUGUUCUUGUAAAUAAUGACCAAAUCUAUUUUUUUGUAUUCUCUUUGAUGACGGCAGACAUUGGACAGACAACUGAGGUGAAACUAUGAAUUGUAAUAAGAUAUUAAAUAUGUAUGCUGCUUUAUCUAAAAUGCGCAGUGUGAAAUUUCUUGAUUUGAACUUUAUAUGCAUAAUCCUUCCAUGAGAAGACAAUGUUUGCCAUCAGAACUUAUUGUUUUUUCUUUUCCUCCCAUGUUUUUAUUUUUAUCCUCUUUUUUUUUUGGGACACAUGAAGGUGACCAUGUUUGAGCUGGUGGUGUUAGUGUAGAGAAGUAAUUGGAAGUUACAACUGCAGUGUAUGCGCAUUUAAAUAUGUUAUUUCAAAGUGUGAAAAAUUGGAACACAGUCAAUGAAUUGGACUUUGCUCUCAUAAAUUGCAACGGUCGAAUUGGCCCACCUCGGAAAUGUUUCGCUCUGAUAAAUCCAGCGUCAUCAUAAAAAUUUUGUUUCUCUUUUUCUCUCCCAUUCACUUCAAUAAAUCCUUUUUAUAUAA